ACACAUUACAGAGAUAUAUGCAUAAUAUACAUAUCCGUUUCUUCUACGGGGAAAAAAAAGUUUAGCAAAGCGCGUGGGACCAACGCGCCGUCGGUAGCGCCGACGACAAAAACACACACAGAAGACUUAAAAGACUUAAUCAGCAAAGGAUUUCAAAAAAAAAAAAGAACCCAUAUUUGCUUCUCGCCGGAAAAAAUGGAAACGACGGUGUUCUCGACGUUACAACAGAGGAAAUCAUCUACGACGAAGAAACCGGCGAAGACGGCGAAGAAGAAGACGAAACCCAUCAAAGUCAGGUACAUAUCAAACCCAAUGAAGGUAGAGACUUGUGCCUCCAAGUUCAGAGAGCUUGUGCAGGAACUCACCGGCCAAGACGCCGUCGAUCUCCCGACGGAGCCGCUUAUUCUCCCGGCGGAGGACUAUUCUCCGGUCCCCGGCUCCGCCGAAACGGAAACUCCAGCCGCGGAGGCUGAGGACGACCAGGAGCCGUACGAUGGGGCGGAUCUCGUCCCGGACUACUUCGAGGCGUUGGAUGGUGACAUGUUCGUUCCUCACAUGCCGGAGAGUUUCUCUGGAUGUUUACAAACGGGGUUUUAUAAUGUGAAUGCGUUCGGAAGCAUCGACUCUGUGUAAUCCUUUGAAUUAGGGUUUCAUCAAUAAAACCUUUAUAUAUAUAUAUAGGUUUUAUAUCAUAUAUAUGAAGAACAUAUAACAAGAUCGUGUACAUUUUCAGAAUCUGCGUUUGUAUGUCUGUUUCUUUUUUUGUCUCGUGAACCUUUAUGCAAUGUAAUCGAUCAUGAUCUACAGCUAACAGAAUAAUAUGCAAUUUUCGGUCCAAUUAAUUA
Molecule: messenger RNA, 845 nt
Organism: Tarenaya hassleriana
Lineage: Eukaryota; Viridiplantae; Streptophyta; Magnoliopsida; Brassicales; Cleomaceae
Product: sigma factor binding protein 1, chloroplastic-like
Exons: 2
Coding region: 196-633 (145 amino acids)
Source: RefSeq, a predicted model, not a curated record